GCUUCACAAACCCCGCCUCCUGCGCUCUCCCCUCGGUCUGGCUCUGUCAACCACUCGACUGUUGUGCAGCCAUUUUACCCUGGAACGGCGAGACAGAGGCGGCCAGAGGAUGCCUGCACAUUGCCGCUAAGAGCUGAUGAAGAUGUCUUUGGAGGUGCGAGGUGCUCUGGUCGGCCGACCUGUGGCCUUCGCUAAUGAGGAGCAGAAGGUGAUCCACUCCUGGUCACGGGUCUCUUCAGCGGGACACGAUGUCAUCCUGGACGCACUCCACAUCCUCAGCCCCAAAUCCAGGGAACUCUCUCACACGGACCAGCUGCUCAGCUUCCUCCAGGAGCUACGGGACGAGGGCCACAGACCCACCAUCCUCCAGAGCAAAGACGUUUACCGAUAUCGCUCCUGCAUGAGCCUGCCUCUCACCGUGGAUAUGCUCAAACAGGCCAAUAAGAACGCCAGACCCGCUGCCAAGAAGAAGAAGAAGAAACCGCACAAAAAGAGGGAGGUGCAUCCGUCAUGGAGCUGUGAGCAGAGUCGGCCUAGGAUCCAGGGAGUGCGGCCACCGGAGCCCAGACUGAACUCUAGACCGGUGUUUGUCUUCAGCAGACCCUUGGUGCGAGGCCAGGACCCUCCAGUGCAGCCCUGCCUGCGCCUCACCAACAUCCAGGGCCAGUCGGGUUACCACACGGCCCGGCUCCAGAUCCAGCCCACCUUUAACCCUGCUGUCAAACCCCCUGCUGGACUGCCCCCACUCUCCUCUGUGCCUCCCCCGUCCGGACUGCCCUCCCAGCCCCCCCUGCAGAACGGCGUGGUGGCCCUGUUCAGUCAGAAAACGCAGUCAUGUCCGGCCUCCAGGUCCGAUGAUGCUCUGAUUGGAGACUCUGCACCUGUUUUUGACGCACAGACUCAGCUUCAAACUCGAAGCAACCAGUGGCACCCGCCCCGCCGAAGCCCGAAAGAGACACGAAACUCCUGGAAGGAGAGGCACAGGAGGCGCCUUCGAGCCAAAGUUAUAAAAGUGGAUGAGUCGCGGUCGGUCACAGAGGCAAGGUUAAAGGCCCAAAAGAUCUUGCAGGUGAACUUGUCGCCUGUGAUAAAAAUCCAACCAUUUCAUUGUAUCCUCAGAGACUUUCGGUACCAGAUCAAAUAGGAUCCAUCAGAUUUAAACUUGAGUAGGUUUUAAUCAAGCUUUUCCACUGCAUAGUUUUCAUUUUUGGCUUACCUUAUUUUGAAUUUCGGUCUUCAGCAAACUGAAUUUACUUAUGAGUUUUCAAACUAAAGUCCACGGUUCAAAGACUCGAUUAAUUAUUGAAGAUUAAAUGGUCCCCCUUACUUUCUUAGAUUUUAGAUUAGCUGUGUAUAUUUAGUUUAUUAAUAAUUAUUCACUUGUUUAACCUAUUUUGUCCAAAUGUCUUGAGUGUGUAUGCCAAGUUCUCACUUUUGUUCUAGUCCUCUUAUUUAGUGCAGUGUUGCUGAUUCUAGCUCAAAAUUUAGUGCCUGGGUUGUCAACUGGUACAUGGGGACCUCAGAAUCAGUGGUUGUAAAGGGAGAUGUUUUGACCCCAGUAGGGAAUGACAAACUUGCAUCAUUUGCCUUUUUAACUUAUUGCCUCAACUUUUUUUGUGUUAUUUGGGCAGAUACCCUGUCCUUUUAUUUUAUUUUAUUUUGUGCAAUUCAUACACAAAAUCUCAAGCAUUAAAGUCUUUGUUCUUUUAAUAUUUCUGAUUAGUGCUGGGUUCACUUCCAAAAUCCAAGUUUUUCUAUAAUGCCAUAUGUGUGAAAACUGAAAAUUAAUGAUUAAAAAUCAUAUAUAUAUGUAUUUGCAUAUGAAAAGGGCUGCAUGAAUUCCUAGAGGAUUUGUCCAUUUGAAGUAGCCUUAUGACGAUUUUUUGUUUGUUUUUUGGAAAGGAACUGAAAUCUAGAUCAGAUAUUCGAAUGGAAAGAUGCAGAAAUUAACUCCAGAUUCUACACAAUCACUCAAAAUGUAAAGAUGUUUCCCCCACACAUGAAAAGUCCAGUUCUGUUUUGGAAUGUGUCACAGUAUGGCAUUAAACCUUUCUAUCUUCAUGGAGACCAGACCAGGCUAAGUUACAGGUUAGAUCUGUGGAGAGGCGACUCCGCUCACAGUCACAAUGCCUGUUUUUCUGGGUAUUUUUGAGCUAUUAAACCACCUGUAAUUGAAUAAAUGUAAGUAGAGCUCUUUAAUGUCAUACUGUGGAACAUUCCAGGGAGACCACUGGCAUAUCCAUAAAAACAAGCAGGCAACAAACCUCCAACCAUAUAUAUUAUAUUAUAAACUCACAUACAUUAACAAGUAUCAUAGUAAUUGUUCAUUAGCAUGUGUCAGUGAAAUUACAUGGCUGAGACCGUUGGCUUUGAGAUUACACAUUUUUGCCUAUAACUUGACAGAAUUUUAAAUUUUCUCUUGAUCAAUGCUUGGUCCUGGCUAGGUUUCAUGUGGUGAGUUAUCUAUCUUUUAUUAGUAUCUUUAAUGUGAAUAGGUCAUCUACAGAAUUGUGAAAAUAUGUAGAUUGUUUGCCUAUCCGUGGGUUUCAGAGUGAUAAUGAAUCAGCAAUUAUUAAUAAUUCAAAACAGAGUGUUCUAUCUUUUGAACAGUCAAAAGUCCUCAAUCUUGCCCAUGACUUUGAGAUUACUACAGGUGCAGUCACACUUCUGUCCUGGUGUGAGAUCAGUAGAGCUUGGUUGGUCCUGUUCUAGUUUUGGCAGUGCUGUAAUGCAGUUGCGCAAGGCCCCAGUGCAAGUCUGGUGCUGGGCCCCCUCUCCUCCCUCCAACUAGGAAAUUGUGGACUGGGGGAGGAGGUUUACUCCUAGGGGCCGUCCACACAACAACAUUUUUUGGUCAAAAUGGAGAAGUUUGUAUUCGUUUUGGCCCACGGAGCUGGCAUUUUGGGUGGGCAAAAAUUGAGAUUUUUGAGAACGGGUUCCAGAGUGGAGAAAUCUGAGAACGCUGGCGUCGUGUGGACAAAACAAACAAACCUCAGCUUUUCGAAAACAAUGACAUCAUGAUCCUGUCAUUGCCAGAGUCCUCCGAUGCAGUGAAGCCUGCAGCCCUCGAACUAGCCUCCACAGACCGCAAGAGCGUUGCCAAAAUGGGACAGGUGUAGCCUAUGGAGCCGCACCCAUCACCUAGCAACCGAGACAAACUGUUAGCGACAAUACUAACAACUCGCACCACAGAUUAUGCACAGGGAUCAAUAACAAAGACUUUGUUUACGCUGAAAGAAAUCCGCAUAUCACCGUAUCAGAAACGAUUUGCGUCCAGACACGUUUCUGUGUGUACAAGUCUUCCCUAUCCACACAACUUUGAACAUAUUUGUUUACGUUUUACAGAAACGAAACUUAAAACCGCAUGGCUAAUUAGCAUAAACUAAGUGCUCAAAAAACAGCUCACUAUUGUGUGCUGAUGCGGUUCACCUUCUGGUGGACUAAAAAACACGACUCAGUGGAUGAAAUGUUUUUUUCUGUGACUUGUGUUUAACUUUUGCACAACAAAACUGCUAUAUUUCUGGAAUACAUUUAAAUAGACUAAAUUACCUUAAAGUUUAAAAAACGGUGAUGAGAUACGCAUUAUUAAAUACCAUUAUCAUUGUUAACAGUGCCACAUACAGGUGUGGCAGAUGUAUUAUAUCGUUUUCACUCAGUGCUCCAUUGUCAUGUGGACGUGAACAUUUACUGAUCCAGCACGUGUGUGGACGCAAAUUUUUUUUCAACCUGCAAAGAAAAUAAUCCAGGAGCAUUGUCGUGUGGACGUAGCCCUAGUUUACUCCUAUUAGGUAAAUGAAUACUUCAAGUGUGUAUGACAGGUUGUACUACUCAUUUGAUUAAAACACACUUAUUUAAGAUUUUGUUCAUUUGGAAGUUUCUUUUUUGUUCUAAAUGUUUGCUUCCUGAUUUGAAAUCAUGACAUCACAUUAGGGAUUUCCAUAACUUACCUAGCAACCAUGUAGUACACUGGGCCAAAACUUCUCUAAUGUACACAGAAAUUAUCAUCUGACAAAUAAAAAUAUAAGAAAACCUUAAUUUAGCUGAAAACAUGUUCAAAGUAUCAGAAAAAUGUGUUUCUUGUGUAAAUUGUGCUGAACAUUUGGGCAGAAUCCUUCCUUUAGUGUGAUGUGAAUCACUCCAAAAUAGAACUCUCCACUUCCUGUAUAAUUUUCAACAUAUUUUUUCUUCACAAAUUGCUUCUUGACUGGUGUAAAAGUAUAAUUUACAUUUACACAGGUAUUAACCCACCAAAUGAAGUAAAAAUAAGAGAAUCAUUAAAACCUGCAAACAAAUGCACAAAGCUGAUGUUACUGUUUAGCCUUGAACUAAAUAAUACUGAAGAGUGUGUACAUUAUAGUUUUUUUUAGUGCUAUGGAGUGAGUCUGUUUCUGGUCCACAAACACUUCUAGGUUUCUUUAAACUCUUGUUUCUUAAAAACCUGCUCAAGUCUUUUUUUUAUACUGUGUUUGUCAAUAGUUAAGCCAAAGGUGACCAAAUGCAGUGGGAAAGUCAAAUUAACAUUGUUGUCUUAAUUUGAAUGUUUUUUUUGUUGUUUUUUUUGUCGUUGCCAUAGCAUGUUUUCUUUGGGGCUAAAAAGGCAUCAGUGACAUCUACAUUUUCACUGCUUCUUAUUAAUUUUAUCAUUUGAGUCAUUGAUCUGAAAUAAAAUGUACACUGUGA
Messenger RNA from Boleophthalmus pectinirostris (great blue-spotted mudskipper), 4680 nucleotides. RefSeq names its product coiled-coil domain containing 71 (gene ccdc71). The record is from RefSeq and is a predicted model, not a curated record. Lineage: Eukaryota; Metazoa; Chordata; Actinopteri; Gobiiformes; Gobiidae. Bases 137 to 1144 code for a protein of 335 amino acids. The transcript has 2 exons.